This is a messenger RNA of Corythoichthys intestinalis (scribbled pipefish), 7714 nucleotides long. Its product is annotated as tumor necrosis factor receptor superfamily member 14-like. Gene Ontology annotation, molecular function: protein binding. NCBI's taxonomy places the organism in Eukaryota, Metazoa, Chordata, Actinopteri, Syngnathiformes, Syngnathidae. Gene Ontology annotation, biological process: positive regulation of peptidyl-tyrosine phosphorylation; positive regulation of cytokine production involved in immune response; defense response to Gram-positive bacterium. The record is from RefSeq and is a predicted model, not a curated record. The coding region runs from base 326 to 1051 and encodes 241 amino acids. The transcript has 10 exons. Gene Ontology annotation, cellular component: external side of plasma membrane.
CGCCAAUCCUUAGCGUACACACCUUGUUACGUGGUACAGCAUAUAAAAAACGAAAGUUAAAAAGAACUACUCUCGUGUCAAAUAUUUCAGAGGAAAAAAACGUGGACAUUAAAGAUGAUUUAUCCACCUCUGAAAAAAUUACACUCAUGGGAGUAGGAGGAGGAUGUGGCAUAAGCAAGAAGGGUGCACACACUGCAUUGGGACAGUGCCACCUUUUAACUUCAAGUUUUGGACAAGGCUGCCUGUUUUAUAGCCGGCUAAAAUGAAUCUGAAGUUCAUGCUGAAGGCCACAAUACUACCGGAAAUGCCAAGCGUCUAAUGCAGAAUGGUGUUACGAAAUAAUCAACUCACUGUCUUUUAUAUCCUGACCAUCCUGAUGUGUGUCUUCAGAGCCAAUACACUCAAAUGUCAUCAAACUCAGUAUCAACGAGAUGAGAACCAAUGUUGUUCAAAGUGCCCAAUUGGAGUGGCCGUCCACCAAAGAUGGAGGAAGAGUUCAGCACAGAAUACUCAAAGAGGAACUCACGUUCGGAAUGACUGUACGAAACUUGGCAGCACUUCGUGCCGGGUGUGUGUGAAGGAUACCUACAUGAAUAUCCCGACUGGACUAAAACAUUGCUUUCCAUGCACAAACUGCAACGCAGGAUCUGGUCUACAAGUAAAGCGGGAGUGUACUACGAUGUCAGAUGCUGUGUGUAAACCACUUGAGGGAUUCUUCUGUGUGGACCCGGUUGCCGAUAGCUGUCUUCGCGCAAGGAAACAUAAACGCUGUCAACCAGGACAAUACAUCAGCCAAAAAGGAACCCCAUCUAAUGACACUAUAUGCUUCGACUGCGCAGAUGAAACCUUUUCAACUGGGAACUUUACAGUUUGUCAGCCACACAAAAAAUGUGAGUCUGAAUACUUACUGAUAAAUCCUGGAACUAGGUCAACUGAUGCUGAAUGUGGACGAAGACGUUAUGUAUUGUUUAUUGUCAUCCUAUUUGUGUUGAUUUUAUGUAUUUCAGUCUUAGUUUGGCGUAUCAAACGAAGCAAUCGGCAGGAAAUUUGAAAGCAUGAUGCGGUACGAGUAAUGUGGUUUUGAGUUUUCAAUUCCUAUUUUUUUAAUUUAUUUUUCUUACUAAAAGAAACUUGAUUUGCAACAUCCAUCUGGGGUUCCGUUUAUCCGCACGAGGGGGCAGUAGCAGAGGUGGGUAGAAUAGCCAAAAAGUUAACUCAAGUAAGAAUAGCAUGACUUCAAAAUAAUAAUACUCAAGUAAAAGUAGUCGUCCAAAAAUGUACUCAAGCACAGGUUAAAAAGUAGUUGGUGAAAAGAAUACUCAAGUAGUGAGUAACACUGUGAGUAACUGCUUAUAUUUUUGUUGGAUCUUUUUUUUUUAAAUAAUGGUAUUUAGCACAAACUUAUCCAUAUGAACUGUUGUUAUCUAUAUGAACUGUUAUUAUAAUGUCCCUUUAGGGGCACUGUUUUUUUAACGUGAACUUUUUUUUCCCUAUGUUUUUUUUUCUUCCACGUCACCUUAGGGGUGAUAAUGAUACUGUACAAUAACCCAUUACAUAACCACAUUAAGCCAACGAUGCUUUAAAGGGUAUGAAAACGCAAAGGGGGUGUGAGACAUCAAUAGAACUGUUAUGUGCCAAGAUAACAAAUAUUGAUAAAGUUAAAAUAAAAAUCAAUCACAUUAAUAAGAAAUUAUCGAAAAUAGAUAGAAAAUGACGAACAUUUCCGAAAGUGUUCCGGAAACAGCCGAAUGGGGCGGAGACGUCAUAACAAGGAAACAAAAGGUCGAGGCAGGUGCCAUCGUUGUUUAUCGACGAGAGAGUUGCGUUCGUGUUUUAUCAAAAAAAUCGCUAAAAUGGUUCAAACCUGUCAUGCUAUGUGGUUUACAAAUAGCCAUUUGUCGCAAUGUAGUACCCAUGAGUUCCCGAACGCGAGAAAAAGCUGGACUACGCAGACAAUGAGUAAAGUAUCAUCAGUGCUAAGAGGGCUAAUUUUGCAAUUUUACAGGGAAACGGGAACCUGACGAGCCAGAGGAUGUGCCUACAACCUCAAAGAAAACAAAAAUUUAUGCUACUUCCCAAUCACUAAAGACCCACGAACUGCGAAGGAGUGAAUUCGUGACCCGUAUGUGAAUAAAUCGAGUGAUUCGAGCAUGUCUGUGGAACAGGAAUAUCAGCUUGUAGAGAUCGCAAAUCACGGCGACUUAAACGUACAUUUGAGACAACAACUCUCCCGAAGUUCUGGAUUAAAGUCAUUUCGGAAUAUCCCGACAUCGCUUGGAGCGCGCUGAAAACUGCUACAAUUUCCAACAUCGCUAGCUUGAUGCUAGCUUCUCUCAUUCUCCCAUCUCGUCUCAACGAAACCAACUCAGCCCUCCCACUGAUUCAGCGGGUGAGUUGUAUUUUUUCCCUGCACUUAACUCGACGGGGCUAAAAACAAAUGCUAUUUUAUAUUUGCUGUAUUUUUCUGCCGCACAUUGCCGGUGUUCUGACAAAGUUGGCAUGCGCGUAACAUUAAAAAGGACCGCGAAUGCAGCGAUUCCUAAGUACACACUACAAACUUUGUUUAAAGAAAGGAAUAUUAACUUACGUUUGCCAUGUUUGGCGCACACAACAACUGCACGUAGCCCUCUCACUUAACGACUUCGCUGUGUCGUUAAGCGUUAAUUUACGCCAUUUCCGUGUUGCACAUGUAUGUUUGUGAUGUAAAUAGUUUUUUAGCACCAUUGGAUAACAUUGAGAGUCCAACUGAAUAUAAAAGAGGGACACCGGUCCGUGAAAAAAAGACCCAAAUCACAUCGCUCUGGGGUGCAAAAAAGGUUGGGGACCCCUGCUCUAAUCCCAUAUAUAUUUCUGUCGGUUGGCAGAGCGAAACCGAUGAUAGCAUAUUAAAUGAUAAUUAUUCUAUACAUUACUUUAUUUUGCGGUCACGGUGUAUCAGCUUCACAAAAAGAAAUGCAAAACAUACCAUUUGGUGUUUCCCACACGAACUGUUGUCGGGGUUUCAUCAGUGUGAUUGCUCCCCUCAAUGAUCCUUUCAUUAGGCUGCAUUGGCUUUCGUUUGGGCUCAAAUUGAGAACCCAAAACACCAAAGAAAGGUUCAUAACUCUCCUCGUCACCAUUAGAAGAAUGUUCGUUACGUCGGAUUCGUCGCUGCAACUAGAAACGUAAUUGUCCGCCAUCAUCGCCGCCAUUCAGUACUAAAACACUGAGCCGGUUGUUUCCUUGUUUUGAUGUCACCCACACAAUCUGCCAGAUUUCCGGAAUCCUGGGGGCGGGUCUUUUUAGCUUGAAAUUGACCCAAAUUUCUCUCAUUUUCUUGGUGUUGCGAUGUGUGUAAUUACACGAAGUGACAUGAUAUGAAUCCAAAAGGCAUUCGUUUAUGGAUAAAUGAUGGAAUAUUAGCAUUUCCCCAGGUGUUGACAUACACUUUAAAGGCACCACAUGAUUGAACAGGAUGGCGUGAAGAUAGAACAGCAAGCUUGCGUCUGAUUGGUAUAAUGGGGUCAUGUGAUUAUUGUUGCGACGUCUUAUUGUUGAAAUUGGUAGAGCUACUUUUGGCAUCACUGGUAAAAUAAAUGAAUAAAUCUAAUAUGUAGCAUAGAGGAAAAAUGUAACGACUCUUAUGUAGCCCAAAGUAGCGGAGUAAGAGGAGCGUUUUUUUUUCUUCACAAAUCUACUCAACCAAAAGUAAAAAGUAUAGCUUAGUAAAAUUACUCUUAGAAGUACAUUUUUUUCCCCAAAAAGUUAAUCAAGUAAAUGUAACAGUGUACAUGUAAUGUGUGACGACCCACCUCUGGGCUGGAGCCUAUCCCAACUAACGACGGGCAGUAGGCAGCCUGACUUGGUUCCCAGCCAAUCGCAGAGCAAAAGAGAUAAAAACCACUCAUGGGUACACAAACUAUACCAAUGGACAAUUUGGUGUAUUCAAGCAGCCUACCAUGCAUUUUCUUGGGAUGUUGAAAGGGUAUUAAAACACUAAGGGGCUGUGAGAUAUCAAUAGAACUGUUAUGUGGCAAGAUAACAAAUAUUAAUAAAGUUAACAAAAAAAUAAAUCACAUUCAUGAGCAAUUAUCGAAAAUAGAUCGAAAAUUACGAGCAUUUCCGAAAGUAUUCCGGAAACAGCCGAAUGGGGCGGAGACGUCAUAACAAGGAAAAAUCGCUAAAAUUGUUCAAACCUGUCAUUCUAUGUGGUGUACAAAUAGCCAUUUGUCGCAAUGUAGUACCCAUGAGUUCCCGAACGUGAGAAAAAGAGCUGGACUACGCAGACAAUGAGUAAAGUUCGUCAGUGCUAAGAGGGCUAAUUUUGUAGACCCAGCCUCCGUCACUGUUUUGUGUGGUGUGCAUUUUACACCUGAAAGCUAUACGAACUAUGGACAAAUGAAAUCAGGUUUUGCUAAGAAAUUGUUGCUGAAAGCAGAUGCGGUGCCCACCUACACGCGCAUCCACCUAAAUGUCCCGAGAUAUCAAGAAAGAGGACAAUGACUGGCUCUGAUGAGACCACCCCACCACCCCAGGCAAAAGCAAAGGAGGGAAAUGGCCAGAGUGAGUACUCUUUUAUAAUAAAAAAAAUCACGCAUUGGAUAUAGGACUGGACACAUGUAUAAAUUAUCGCUCGUAAAAUAUAUAGAGCAAAUCCUCUAAUCCCAUUCAUAUUUGUGUCGGUUGGCAGAGCGAAAACCGAUGUUAGCACAAUAAAUGAUCAUUAUUCUAUACAUUAUUUUGCUGUCACGGUGUAUCAGCUUCACAAAAAGAAAUGCAAAACAUACCAUUCGGUGUUUCCCACACGAUCUGUUGUUGCCGGUGUUUAAUCAUUGUGAUUGCUCCCCUCAAUGAUCCUUUCAUUAGGCUGCAUUGGCUUUCGUUUGGGUUUAAAUUGAUAACCCAAAACACCAAAGAAAGGUUCAUAACUCUUCUCGUCACCAUUAGAAGAAUGUUCAUUACGUCGGAUUCGUCGCUGCAACUAGAAACAAAAUUGUCCGCCAUCAUCGCCGCCAUUCAGUACCAAGCACUGAGCCGGUUGUUUCCUUGUUGUGGCGUCAUGCACACAAUAUGCUAGAUUUCUGGGAUCUCGGGGGCGGGUUGUUUUAGCUUGACAGUCGAUCCAAAUCUCUAUCAUUUUUUUGGUGUUGCGAUGUGUGUAAUUACACGAAGUGGCAUGAUAUGAAUCCAAAAGGCCUGAAUUUAUCGAUAAAUGAUGGAAUAUUAGCAUUUCCCCUGGUGUUGUCAUACCCUUGAAGGAAACCAGAGUACUCCAAACAGGAAGGCUGGAGCCUAGGAUGAACCAUUGAUCUCAGAACUAUGAAGCAGAUGUGUUAACUACUCAACCUCGACUUCCCACAUCCACUUUAUAUUUUUAACGAGUGUUUCAGACAUUAUUCAAAGUGACCCGAUAUGUAAAAAAAAAAAAAGGGUAAUUCUCAGUGGCGUCGUUAGGCCUUUUUUUAGUAGUUUAGUUGGGUAUUUAAAAUAUUCACAAGCCCCCCCUAAAUAUUUUAGUGUGUUUUAUAAUAUAUAUAUUUUCUAAAUUCUAACCUACAGUCCCUGACAAAAGUCUUGUCGCUUAUCCAUUUUGUAGAAACAAGUGCUAAUAACCUGACUUUUAAUUAUUCAAUUGGUUUCAGAAUUGGCUCAUAUGAAAGCUAAGACCCUCCCAAAUGAUGUUGAAUGUACAAAAAUAUAUUUGUUUCACUGAAAAGAGCUUUAAUCAUUUAAUGAAGACAUAAAGGUCAAAAUUUGGCAAGACAAAAAUUUGACCUUUUGACCUUUUUAUGGUUAGGAAUGCAAGAGGCAGCUAAGAUUUGUUGAUAUUUCAGACUAUUUAUCUCUCAAGUAGGCAUGUGCCGGUUACCGGUUUCACGGUUUGGUGUGAAAACGUCGCGGUUUCAAAACCACUAAAAUUUUCCGUCAGACCGUAGUACGGUAUUCGCUAUUUUUCUUGUGUCAAAAAUGCAGCCAGAAGCGGCUUGGCACAGCAGCGCUCACCCCCUCCCGUUUGUUGCUGUGUGUGAAAGUGACGCUAUCGGCUAGCCAGCCAGCUAACCCAAAAACAAAUUCUCCAAACAUAAGGCGUACUGUUCUUCAAUUUAUUGAGCUCUCAAAUCGUGGUAAGUGUAAUGAAUACAUUUAAAAUGUUGUACAAUUAGAUUUUUCCAUGUGAUUAGCUUCAACAGAUUAGCACCAUGGAAAAAGUUCGCCAAAAACAAAACACACAUUUUCCUUACAAAUUCAAUAUACAAACUAACUAAAAGCUUACAAAGAUGAUUGUUAGCCUAGGCUUACCUGGGAGAGCAACUUCGUUGAGUGUGACAGCCGCUGAGUGAGAAAACAAGCUUGAUUCGCUUGAAUGAAGGGGAAAAAGUGAUAGCGUCAAAGAUCGCUAAUUGCGAAAGAUAAUCUUGCCCUAAGCACAAAUCCACGUUCGCUGGGUCAAGGAGAGGUCUCACUCCCAAUGUUUUUAUUUUAUUUAUUUUAUUUUAUUUUUUAGACGAAACCUUUCCACAACAAUAUUGACAUUUUAACUAACUUAUACAUUUUUAACUAACUUAUGAAUUAUUUGUUCUUUUUAACACAAAGGCAUGACAUCAUUUAGACUAGAGUUGACAGAGUGGCUGAAAAUGGCGAAACUUCACUUAAGCUUUUCCACCCUCAAAAAAAAAAAAAAGUCAUGCAGUAUACAUUUUUAAAAAAAAUUAUUCAGAAGUGUUUUUACUUUUUUAUAGAAAUUAUUUUGUUCUUGCUCUAAUCUUGAGCAACUUGAGCUGUGGCUGUGACUAUAGUCUAUAAGUUAUAUUUAGUUUAAUUUUAUUUAAAAUAUUUUUUUAAUUGAUAAUUUAUUUAUUUUAACAAUAUAUUCAUGUUGCAAUUUGCAACUAUGGUCUGAAAAAAAAAAUCCUGUUCAAUGGAAAGAAGUUUUUUGGAGCUAUAAUUGCAAUACCGUGAUACCGUGAAACCGCGGUAUUUUUGCUCACGGUUAUCGUACCGUCAAAAUAUCAUACACAUGCCUACUCUCAAGGUGCAGACAAUUAAAAAGAACGUGUGGCAUUUGCCAAGGCCCACAGCCUGUCAAAAGGAUGGAUGCUGGAAAAGUGGCAAAAGGUGGAUUUUUCAGAUGAAUCUUCCAUUGAAUUACACCACAGUCGCCACAAAUAUUGCAGGAGACCUACUGGAGCCCGCAUGGAUCUGAGAUUCACUCAGAAAACAGUUGGUGUUAUAUCAACAAAUCUUAGCUGCCUCUUACAUCCCUAACCAUAAAAAGGGACAGAUUCUGCAGCAGGAUGGUGCGCCAUCGCAUACUUCAAUCUCUACCUCAAAGUUCCUCAAGGCAAAGAAUAUCAAGAUCGUCCAGGACUGGCCAGCCCAGUCACCACACAUGAACAUCAUUGAGCAUGUCUGGGGUAGGAUGAAAGAGGAAGCAUGGAAGACAAAAUCCAAGAAUGUUGAUGAACUCUGGGAGGCAUGCAGACUGCUUUCUUUGAUGUUCCUGAUGACUUGAUCAAUAAAUUGUACGAAUCCUUGACGAAGCCCAUGGAAGUCAUACAAAAUAUUAAAUUUAGAUCUCACAGCGCCACUACUUAAUUCGCCUAUUUUAUGUAACAUGUUUUUGUAUUUGAAGUACAUUUUUUGUUCAAUUUUCACACUACUUCUGUAGGCGACAAAACUUUUGUCUUGCCAAAAUUUGACCUUGAUGCCUUCAUUAAAUGAUAAAUCUUUUUUC